CUGGAAACUUCAUUGCUGAAUGGGUUAUAUUGGAAUAAUAUGAAAAUUCGUUGGUCGACCAUAUAUUACGAAAGUCGACUUCUUGGAAGUCCAAGGAUUCGAAUGCUUAAAGUAAAUUAUCAUUACGAGACAGAAGAAAAAUCGAAAACGGCAGCUUAUUGGGGAAGAUUCGCGAUCUAUGGUGGCGGAGGAUUUGUGAAGUAUCUCACGAUGGAUGACCGUGAUGCGUCACUUAGGAUAAUCACAGAAUUAAAGCAAAAUCGUUGGAUUGGACGUGGAACACGAGCUAUUUUCAUCGAUUUUAUCUUAUACAACGCUAAUCUAAACUUAUUUUGCAUUGUUCAGUUAAUUAUGGAACUACCAGCGACAGGUGGAGUAUUUCCAAGUUCAGCAUUAUAUUCGCAAAGGCUUAUUCGUUAUGUAACUAAUUAUGAUUAUUUCGUAUUCGUUUGCGAAAUCAUAUUUUGUGCAUUUGUAAUUUAUUACGUGAUCGAGGAAAUUCUCGAACUAAUCAGAUGUCGCCUUGCGUAUUUCAGAACAUUUUGGAAUUGCCUUGAUCUCGUUUAUCUCAUUUCAUUUACUGUUAUAUAUUUCGAUAUUGUACUUUUUAUACUAACAAAAAAACGCUUAACGAAUAUAAUGAAUCAGUAUAAUGAAGAAAAUUAUAUAAAUCUGGAUGAAUUGGUGACCGCACAAAACAAUUUUAGUUAUAGCGUUGGAAUAUUUCUUAUAUUCGCCUGGAUUAAAAUAAUGAAAUACAUCAGUUUCAAUAAAACAAUGACUCAGUUAAGCGCGACAUUAGCUCGGUCUGCAAAGGAUAUCGGUGGAUUUUCGAUAAUGUUUUUCAUAUUUUUCUUUGCAUAUGCACAGUUUGGUUACCUCGUGCUCGGCACACAGAUGGCUGAUUACUCGACGCUUUUUCAUUCAGCAUUUGCAUUAUUUCGAACAAUUCUGGGUGAUUUUGAUUACGACGCAUUACGAAAAGCGGAUCGGUUUCUCGGACCAAUUUUCUUUUUCACUUACGUAUUUUUCGUUUUCUUCGUUCUGCUUAAUAUGUUCCUCGCAAUAAUUAACGAUUCAUACGUUGAAGUAAAAUCGGAAUUAGUAAAAGCGAAAAAUGAAGUAGAAAUGAUCGAUGUUCGAUCAACUAGAAAAUCUUUAAAAUUCUCUUCUUGCAAAAUUUAUUUGGGUUUUAGACAAGGUUUUACAAACGAGGAAAUAAGUGAAGCAUUCAUCAAAUAUGAUAUAAUUGAUCGAAAACUUGAAUUGGACGAAAUGCAACUUGUUGUAGAAGAACUGGAAAAAAAACAUGGAAUCACUCAAGAACAACCGAAAGAAACUGGAAAUUUCCGAGAUAUCAAUAUGUUGGUUUAA
Dracunculus medinensis (Guinea worm) is the source of this 1374-nucleotide messenger RNA. The record is from the annotation of a GenBank genome assembly. Lineage: Eukaryota; Metazoa; Nematoda; Chromadorea; Rhabditida; Dracunculidae.